Strongyloides ratti is the source of this 5928-nucleotide messenger RNA. RefSeq names its product DE-cadherin. The record is from RefSeq and is a predicted model, not a curated record. Gene Ontology annotation, biological process: cell morphogenesis; multicellular organism development; homophilic cell-cell adhesion. NCBI's taxonomy places the organism in Eukaryota, Metazoa, Nematoda, Chromadorea, Rhabditida, Strongyloididae. Gene Ontology annotation, molecular function: cadherin binding; calcium ion binding. Bases 1 to 5928 code for a protein of 1975 amino acids. Gene Ontology annotation, cellular component: plasma membrane; adherens junction; catenin complex. The transcript has 3 exons.
AUGUGUAUAUAUUUACUAUUGAUCCUGCUUUUAAUGGCUAAAACAGAUAUUGUUGUUCGAAUGGAUAGUUCAAGAAAUAUCUUUACAUUACCACCAAGAUUUGAACAAGCUAUAUAUAAUAUCAAAGUUCCAGAAAAUAAUUUACCUGGAAGAAUUGGAAUUGUUAAAGCUCAUCAUCGUGCUGAAGAAAUGUUAAAUGAUAGAACAAUGUAUAGUAUAUUAACUUUAAAUGAAAAUUCUAAUUAUUUUGUCAUUGAUGGUAAUUCAGGUGAAAUAAAUUCAACAAAACAAUUUGACUUUGAAGAAGAUAUAACUAGAUUUGAACUUAAGAUUUUAGGUUGUCUUGUUAGUAAACCAGCAUUAUGUGGUGAAGCAGAUGUUCUUAUUACUAUUAUUGAUGUUAAUGAUAAUAAGCCAAUAUUUGAUAAAGAUGUAUAUAAUUUAACUGUCCCAAUGGAUUUAAGUGCCGGAAGUGAAAUUGUUACAAUUGUAGCUAAAGAUAUUGACUCUGGUAAAAAUGGUCAAAUAAAUUAUAAAUUAAUAUUAAGUAAUGAAGAUAAAGAUAUAUUUUCAAUUGAUAAUACAACUGGAACAAUAUAUUUAGAAAAAGAAUUUGAAAAAAGAUUAGUCUAUCAAUUUGAUGUUGAGGCUUCCGAUAAUGGUGAACCUCAAUUAUCCUCAACAGCAACAAUUAAUAUUAUUCUUGGUGGUUCAAAUCCAACAGCACCUGAAUUUGAUGAAUUUAGAUAUGAUAUUAAUAGAGAAGCCCCUAUACCAGCAGGUGUUGUUUUAGCACAAGUACAUGCUUCUGACCCAGAUCCUGGACCAGAAGGUAUUGUUAAAUAUCAAUUUGGAAAUGCUUCUAAUAGUCAAAUGAAAAAAAAUUUAGAAAAAUUAAUUAUAAAUAAAGAUAAUGGUAAAAUAAGUUCACUUGUUGAAUUAACAGUAAAUGAUGGUCCAAUAAUGCAAAUAAUUGUUGAAGCAUUAGAUCAAUCAUCUAUAUUUAAAAGAAAAAGUCAAACAGUAGUUGUUAUUCAUAUUGUUAGUAAUCAAACAGAUUAUUUAGAAUUUGUUCCAUUACCAAAAAUAGUUUAUAUAUCAUCAGAAAAAUCUCUUGGUUCACCAAUUAUUAGAAUUUCAGCCAAAAGUAGCCUUAAUGAAUUAAUUACAUUUUCUCUUGAAAGUGAUAAUAGAAUAAAAAAAUAUUUUAAAAUUGAACAAGAUAAACUUAUUUUAAAUAGAAAACUUCAACCUGGAGAAUAUAUAUUAAAAAUGAAAGCAUCUAUUAAAAAUGAUUAUCUUACAGCAUCACAUCAAAUGAAAAUUGUUGUUAUGAAAGAUAGAGAAAAAUUUCCAGUUUUUGAAAGAUUAUCUUAUCAAUUUCAUGUACCUAUUAAUGGAGAUUUUCCAUUAAAAUUACCAAAACUUAAUUGUACAUUAUCUAAUAGUCCAAUUGAAUAUUCAUUGUUUCCAAGUAAAAAUUUACCUGAAGGUUUAAAUAUUGAUGAAGUUACUGGUGAGAUAACUGUUAAUGAAACAUUUGUACAUACAUAUCGAAAAAAAGGUUAUGUAUUUGUUGUUGUUAGAGCUCGAAAUAUGAUGUCACCACAAUUUUUUAGUGAUGUUGGUGUAACAAUUAAAGUUGAUGAUACUGUCUUUUCAUCACUUCUUUAUAGAUUUACUAUUAAUGAAAAUACACCUGUUGGUACAAUUAUUAAUAGUUCAAUUAAAAUAACAAAUGAUGAGAAUAAUGAUGAAAGAAAUAUACAAUACUUUGUUGAACCAGAUGACAAAUUUGGAAUUGAUAAAAAUGGAAAUUUAAUUGUUAAAAAAUUGAUUGAUUUAGAAAAAUUAAGACCUGAAAGUAAUGGGGUUAUUAAUUUAAAUGUCAUUGGGAAACAAAAUACUGAGACAACAUCUGCCAAAGUUCAAAUUAAGAUAAAUGAUGUCAAUGAAUUUCCACCAAUUUUUGUUGAUGAAAUAUUGAAAUUUUCUAUUGAUGAUGAUAAUGUACCUGGUGAUCAAUUAGGUAUAGUAACAAUUCAUGAUGAUGAUUUUACAGGACCAGGUUUAUUAGAUUUUCAAUUUGAAACACAAGGUGAAGAAGUCUUUGUUAAUAUUGAUAAUGAAGGUAAAAUUACAUUAACAGAUGAUGUUCAUAAUAUAGAACCAGGAGAAUAUGAAUUACUUUUAACUGUAAAAGAUAAGGAUGGUAAUGAAAUUGAAAAGAUAGUUUCUUUUGAAAGAAUUUCAUCUAAAAAUAGUACAGAACCAGUAUUAUAUGAAAUGGAACCAAUUGAUUGGAGUGUACCAAGUGGAUCAGGAUUUAUUGGAACUAAACUUCUUAUUACAAUGCCAAUAGAAGAAAAUUCACUAUCAGAAUGGAGAUUUACUAUUUCAAAAGGAAAUGAAAAAGAAUUAUUUAAAAUAAACCAUCAUAAUGGUUCAACUGCUGAGUUAGAAAUAAUAUCAAAUGAUAUUAAUCAAAAAUUAUAUCAUUUAGAUAUUAACGGAACAAAUAUUAUUAGUAAAUUAGAAACUAUGACACUUAGUGUAACUGUUAAUUUUACAAAUGCCUUACAACAAUAUAUUCCAGAAUUCAUUGUAGAUUUACCAAGAAUUAUACAUAUUCCUUCAAAUCACAAUCAAACAAUUCCCAUAUUUUCUGCUACAGCUACAAUUGUUUCUGAUCCAACACUACCAAUAUUAUAUACUAUUGAGUCAAACUCUCCAGACAAAAUAUUUACAAUUGAUAAAAAUGGAAAUGUUUUUAUGAUUUUAAAUUCAGAAAAUGACAAUAAUAAUACUUAUGAAAUUAAAAUUAAUGCUGUUAGUGGAACAUUUAAAAAUGAAAAAGAUAUUACAAUUGUUUUAGAUAAAAUAAAUGAUAUAGAAACAACUGCUAUAAGUAUUAUAUCAAUGACACCAUCAAAUACAUUUAUCACAACAACAAAUAAACCAUUAGUUUCAUUUGCCAAUUCAAAUUAUUAUUUUAAUCUUGAUAAAAAUUCUGAAAGAGGAUCAGUAAUAGGCAAAAUAGAUUUUACAAAUAAUGAUUUUAAAAAAAGUAAUUAUAAAUUAGCUAUUGUUCCAAAAGAAUAUGAUAUGUUAUUUGAUGCAAAUAUUGAUACUGGAAAAGUUAUAAUGAAAAGAAUUCCAGUAACUGGAUGGAAUACUGAUAAUAUAAAAUUUAAUAUUAAUUUAAUUGAAAUGACAAAAGAAAAUAUUAAUCCACCAACAGCUAAAAUUGAAAUAAAAAUUCAAAAUAUUCAGACAACAACUCAAAGAAGAAUUAUCAUUCAACCAUCUACUACAACAAUCAGUAGUGAAAUUUCAUCCACAACAACAUCAGAUGACAUCUCAUUAAUAGAUGUUACACCAUCAACUAUUGAAAAAAAUCCUACAACAAAAAAUGAAGAUUUAUUAAUAACAUCAGAAACAAUAACUACUCAAAUUCCAGUUGUAACAAAUUUCCCAUUUCCUGAUGACAUUAAUUCAUCACAUAACAAAAUUUUUGAACAUAAUUCAUACUAUGGAGAAAUUAAUGAAGGAUAUUAUAACACUGGAGUAUAUAUUCCAUUAAAACCAUCAAAUUUCAAAGAUGAAUUAUUAUCAUCUGGUCGUAAUAUUUUAUAUAAUCUUAUCAUAAAUGAUACAUUUACAUCAAUACCAACAAGUUAUUUUCCAAUACAUAUAAGAAAAAAUACCGGUGAUAUUAUUGUAGCAGGUGAAGUUGAUAAAGAAAAAAUUGAUAAAUUACAAUUUAUGGUUGAAGGUAUUGAUCAAACAAAUCCAAAAAUAAAAGAAACUGUUGGUGUAACAAUAGAAAUUCGUGAUGUAAAUGAUAACAAACCAAUAUUUGAAUUAAAUACACCAAUUGUUUUACCAGUAUUUAGUACAACAAGACCAACAGAAGUUAUUGGUACUGUAAAAGCAAUAGAUGGAGAUAAUAAUUCAAAUGGUGAAAUAACUUAUGAAAUUGAUGAUCAUGGUAUGAAUAUCUUUAGUAUUGAUAAAAAUAAUGGAAAUAUAAUUCUUUUAAAACCUUUAGAGUAUGCUAAUAAAACAAAUUUUGUUGAUAUUAUUGCAACAGAUAAUGGUACACCAAAACAAUCAUCUAUUUAUAAAUUAAGAAUUGAUGUUUUUCCUGUUAAUAGUGAUGAAGAACCUCAAUUUAAUGAACCAUCGUAUAAUUAUAAAAUUUCAUUAAAUCAUCCAUUAGAUGUACCAUUUGGUCAAAUGGUAGCUGGUGUUGGUGAAUAUAUAUAUACAAUUUCUCCAAAUAAUAUUUUUACAAUAGAUAAAAAUAAUGGUAAAAUAUAUCUUACUCAUUCACUUACUAUUGAGGAUUGUGAUAAUGUUAAAGGUGGUUAUGUAAAUGCUACAUCAAAAUUAAGCGGAAAUGUUGCUAUGACAUCUUUUGAUGUUAUAAUAGAUUCUUGUAAUUUACCUAGACCAACACAUAUAACUACUACAACAAAUUCUAAUGGAAUAAAUAAAAAGUGUUUAUUUGAAUCAAAAGUUUAUCAAGGAGAAAUAAUAGAAAAUGUUCCUGGAAUUAAUAAAUUAUUAACGUUAACUUCAACUUGUCAAAACAAUGCUAUUUAUUCAAUUGUUGAUAGUGAAGAUUUAUUUAUUAUUGACCAAAAAACAGGUGAAUUUUUUGCUGCAAAACCAUUAGAUUAUGAAAUUAAGACAACACAUUAUAUUAUUGUUGAAGUUAGAAAUAAAUAUGAAAAUGAAACUAGAAGAAAACGACAACCAUCAUCUAAUAAAAUUAUUGAUGACUAUGUAAAAAAUAGAUUAACAGAUUAUCAAGCAUUAAUAGUUAUUCAUGUACUUGAUUCAAAUGAUAAUGUACCUAAAUUUGAAAAAUUACCUGUAAAUCAAUCUCAUUUUGUAUUUUAUAUUGAUUGGAAUGUUAAAAAAUCAACAAUUAUUGGAAAUGUUAAAGCUUUUGAUGCUGAUAUAAAUGAUAAUAUACAAUAUUUUAUUGAAAGGAAUUUAUCAUUCGAUGAAGAUUACUUUGAGAUAGAAAAGGAUACUGGAAAUAUUAAACUUAAAAGAAGUAUCAAAAAUGUGAAUGAUAAUGAAUUUCAUAUAACAGUUGGUGCUUCUGAUGGUGUACACAAUAUAACAAAUGAUGUUAUAAUAUAUAAAAUAUCACCUGGUGUUAAUAUUGUUAGUCUUGAAAUGAAUGAUACUAUUAAUAAUGUUAAUGAAAGAAAUAUUAUAGAAAAACUUAGUACACUUACAAAUAUGGAUAUUAAAUUAAUUGAGAAAAAUGAAAUAAAUAAUAAUAUUAAUGAAACAAUAGAAACAUCAAAUAAAACACAAUUAUUAAUUUAUGGUAUUAAUCAAAAUAAUAUGGAACCAAUAGAAGAUGAUGAAUUAAAGAAUAAUAUUAUUCAAAAAUUAGGUGAAAUUCAUAGUUAUGGUAUUGGAAUUGAUUCAGUUUCAACAUUAACAAACACAUCUACACUUGCUUUUAGUAACUUUGAAUAUUUAUUAUUAGUUGUAUCAAUUGUUUUAUUACUUUUAUCAUGUUUCAUAUGUUGUUUUAUAUGUUAUUUUUGUAAUCGUGGAAAAGAAAAUGUUAAAAGUGAAAAAGAUUAUAUGAUUGAUGUAAUUAAUGCUGGUCCAAGACCAUAUAAUGUUAAAUUAAUAAGUAGAAAAACAGCACAAGAGGUAUUACAAGCAAAAGAAAUACCAGAACCUAAAGAAGAUGUUACAGAUGCCUUAGAAGCAUUGUAUGGAAAAAUUGAUAGAACACGAAAAUCAAAUAAAAAAGAAAAUAAUUUUAAUACAAUUGAACCAGAAAAAAAUGAAGUUGAAUAUUAUCAUGAUCGUGGAAUGUCUUAUGAAGUACAAAGUCCAACACAUAUCAUUUCACCAUCUAUUGUAAAUAAGGCUUAUUCUCCGAGUUAA